Coregonus sp. 'balchen' is the source of this 14253-nucleotide messenger RNA. Lineage: Eukaryota; Metazoa; Chordata; Actinopteri; Salmoniformes; Salmonidae. The record is from the annotation of a GenBank genome assembly.
GUGGUUUACUGUGUUUGACAGUCUUGCUCUUGCAGUACGUAAGGACUGUGGCUGUUAUCAAACACUGUUACACUGAAGAACUGUAAGAAUAUCUAGAACAUUUGAUAGUAUUUUUUGAAAGAGUGGAGGGCAAGUGGCAGCGGGAGAAUGGCUCAAAUGUUGGGGCUGCUCUCGACGGCUGCUUUGCCUCUACGGAUCGCAGUGAGAGCAUGUGUACGCAGUUCAGUGUCAAGGAAGUUCUCUGUGCGGCCCAGCUAUCGUGGCUCCUCGGUCAGGGUAAGGUUGUUUUGUUAUGUGUUCAUUCAGCCAACUGAAAUUAGGCAUAAACUAAUAAGCCAUUCUAGCUAGUUCUAUACAACAUACAACCAGUGGCUAGAACUGUAUUGGGCUGUCAGAACUGUGUGCCUAUAGUUAGUUAGCUAGCUAGCCUAGCUACUACUAGGCAGUAACGUUAGGUCAACAUACUAACUAGCCAAGUUAGCUAUUAGCUAGCUAGAUACACAACCAGUUAUAAAUCAAACUCUUUCCCAUAAUCCUGAUGUCAUGCUUUCCUCCUCAGAGGCUUGCACAAAAUAAGUUAUUGUCAUCUGAUGGAAUCUUUUCAUCUCAUGGACUACUAUACUCCACUAAGCCGCCAAAAGGUAAGACCCAAGAGACGUGUCUAAGAAGUGUCUGUUACAUAAAAUCAUGAAUUGCAGUGCUAUAGAGCCUAACGUUAGUGGAAUGCAGUAUAAUGAUCAUCUACUGGUCUAAGGGUCAACCUAGGAUACCCUGACUAGAUCUGCCAACCUAGAUGGUGUUCCUUGGCUCUAACCAACAUUGUCUGCCUGGAGUGGACCGACCUAAUGCUGUCAUUCACUUUUGAUUGGCAGAUGGUAAAGAGAAGGAAUCAGGAGGCCGUGGAGGCGGAGGGAAAAGAGGAGGAGGGAAAGAUUGGUGGAGCCGCAUGCAGAAGGUGUGUGAUGUGAAUGGUCUGUCAAUAUUUACAUGUCAUAUCAAGGAGCGGGUGGUAUUAUUUGUUUGUGUGUGGGUUCAAAGUUUAUUUGCCACUUGCACAGGAUACAACAGGUGUAACUUUCCCAACAGUGCAGUAAUAAAAAUAAUAAUAUACAAAAUAAAAGUAUAAUAAAAACACGAGAUAGGAGAUAAGAUGAAGAAACACGAGAAUGCAAGUACACUGAGUUUACAAAACAUUACAGCAUCUUUCUAAUUUUGAGUUGAACCCCCUUUUGCCCUCAGAACAGCCUCAAUUCAACGGGGCAUGGACUCUACAAGGUGUCAAGUGUUCCACAGGGAAGCUGGCCCAUGUUGACUCCAGUGCUUCCCACAGUUGUGUCAAGUUGGCUGGAUGUCCUUUGGGUGGUGAACCAUUCUUGAUACACACGGGAAACUGUUGAGCGUGAACCCGGCAGCAUUGCAGUUCUUGACAAUCAUACCGGUGCGCCUGGCACCUACUACCAUACCUCGUUCAAAGGCACUUAAAUCUUUUGUCUUGCCCAUUCACCCUCUGAAUGGCACACAUACCAAUACAUGUCUCUGUUGUCUCAAUGCCUAAAAAUCAUUAUUUAACCUGUCUUAUCCCCUUAAUCUACACUGAUUUGAAGUGGAUUUAACAAGUGACAUCAACAAGGGAUCAUAGCCUUCACCUGAUUCACCUGGUCAGUCUGUCAUGGAAAGACUGUUCCUAAUGUUUUGUACACUCAGUGUAUAUACAGGUCAGUACCAUACUCAAUGUGCAGGGGUACUGGAGUGAUUGAGGUAGGUAUAUAUAUGUGUGUGUGUGACAUUCAAUGGCACUGGAUGCAGAUACCUCAACAUGUUGACCUUUCCUCUGCCUUUCUAGGGUGACAUCCCAUGGGAUGAGAAAGACUUCCGUGCCCUGGCAGUGGUACUAGCUGGGAUAUCCUCUGCCACGCUCUACUAUCAAUUCAGAGACACAGGCAAGGAGAUCACCUGGAAGGACUUUGUACAUCGCUACCUUGGCAGAGGAAUGGUGAGAACAAAAUUCAGCAAUUUAGCGAAGAAUAGAGAUACUGUUUAUGGAAAUACAUGCUGAUUAUUAAUACAAUCAUAAUGCCAAGGUGAUGUAACUGCUCAGACACAGAACUUUUUUUGUUUUGUUUCUAUUCUUUUGUCAUAGUUCUUUAUUUUAUUUGUAUGUCGCUGUCUGUACGAUGCAAGAAUAGGCCUAUCAUUGUUUGUUCUCUUCACAGGUCGACCGUUUAGAGGUUGUCAACAAACAGUAUGUCCGAGUCAUUCUAGUACCUGGAGCAGAGGCUGAUGCGGUAGGUAAAAAACUACCAUUCUCUGGAAUCAGAACAGUGACUCACUUAGCAUGAUGAAUCACUUGAUGAGUUAAUAUUCAUGCCGGGGUGGAUAAGGGCUUUCAGUAGGCUUGAUUAAAUGAGAAUGUUAGUGUUUUGUGAAUACAACACUAGAACCGCCAUAGCCAACGGCCACAGACGUUGUAUUUUUUGGUCCUUCCCUGACUUUUCCUAAAUGUUUGUAUUUUACACUGUUCAUUUGUCCGAAUUUUGAAAUGACAAACAAAAAAGUAUUUAGAGCCUUUUUACCUGUUUUUUUUUUUCACACGUAUUCCCAAUUUAACCUGCCAAGACAAUGUGAUGUAGGACGUUGGUACCCAGCCAGGCGCUAAUGCGUGUCUCUCUCCUCACUGAAUGAAUGACAAAUGGAUGAAUGGGCGAUAAUUGUGCACCUUACUUCACAAUUCAAUUUAAAUUAGGCCUAACUGAAUGAUAAGCAGGGUGAAGAGGUUGAUUUUAAUUUAGAAAGACAAUAGUGUAAUGAUAAGUUUGUUAUUACUUUUUAUCAGCAGCAAAUCAUUUGACCGUGCGCCUUGCAGGUUGAUACCAUUCUCUGUAACUGGACUUUAAUAAUUACUAUAACUCUAUUACUAAUCCAAUCUACAAAUAAAGUUGAUCAAAUGGAUUACACUGUAAUGUUUUUAUUGUAAGGGAAACUAAAAUAGGCUAUAGGCCUAUGUUUUUUCUUCGUAGAAAUAUACAAAACAUAUCCUUGACUCUAUCUAAACAAAUAACUAUUGUUAUAUUUCCACAAAUAUUUCUUCAUGCAAUUUUCAUGUAAUUAAUCCUUUAUCAAGCGUUGGUGCUUAUGUUUGCGCACCUUGCAGGUUGAUAUCACUGGCCACUUCUAUCUCAAGGCCAUCAGACUGUUAAAUAGCCAUCACUAGCACAUUAGAGGCUGCUGCUGCCAAUUGAAAUCACCGGCCACUUUAAGAAAUGGAACACUAGUCACUUUAAUAAUGUUUACAUAUCUUGCGUUACUCAUCUCAUAUGUAUAUACUGUAUUCUAUAAUAUUCUACUGUAUCUUAGUCCAUGCCGCUCUGUCAUUGCUUGUCCAUAUAUGUAUACAGUUGAAGUCAUAAAUUUACAUACACUUAGGUUGGAGUCAUUAAAACUCGUUUUUCAACCACUCCACAAAUUUCGUGUUAACAAACUAUAGUUUUGGCAAGUCAGUUAAGACAUCUACUUUGUUCAUGACACAAGUAAUUUCUCCAACAAUUGUUUACAGACGGAUUAUUUCACUUAUAAUUCACUGUAUCACAAUUCCAGUGGGUCAGAAUUUUACAUUCACUAAGUUGACUGUGCCUUUAAACAGCUUGGAAAAUUCCAGAAAAUUAUAUUAUGGCUUUAGAAGCUUCUGAUAAGCUAAUUUACAUCAUUUGAGUCAAUUGGAGGUGUACCUGUGGAUGUAUUUCAAGGCCUACCUUCAAACUCAGUGCCUCUUUGCUUGACAUCAUCGGAAAAAUUGUAGACCUCCACAAGUCUGGUUCAUCCUUGGGAGCAAUUUCCAAAUGCCUGAAGGUACUACGUUCAUCUGUACAAACAAUAGUACGCAAGUAUAAACACCAUGGGACCACGCAGCCGUCAUACCGCUCAGGAAUGAGACCUAGAGAUUAACAUACUUUGGUGUGAAAAGUGCAACUCAAUCCCAGAACAACAGCAAAGGACCUUGUGAAGAUGCUGGAGGAAACGGGUACAAAAGUAUCUAUAUCCACAGUAGAACAAGUCCUAUAUCGACAUAACCUGAAAGGCCGCUCAGCAAGGAAGAAGCCACUGCUCCAAAACCGCCAUAAAAAAGCCAGACUACGGUUUGCAACUGCACAUGGGGACAAAGAUCGUACUUUUUGGAGAAAUGUUCUGGUCUGAUGAAACAAAAAUAGAACUGUUUGGCCAUAAUGACCAUCGUUAUGUUUGGAGGAAAAGGGGGGCUGCUUGCAAGCUGAAGAACACCAUCCCAACCGUGAAGCACGGGGGUGGCAGCAUCAUGCUGUGGGGGUGCUUUGCUGCAGGAGGGACUGGUGCACUCCACAAAAUAGAUGGCAUCAUGAGGAAGGAAAAUUAUGUGGAUAUAUUGAAGCAACAUCUCAAGACAUCAGUCAGGAAGUUAAAGCUUGGUCGCAAAUGGGUCUUCCAAAUGGACAAUGACCCCAAGCAUACUUGCAAAAUGGCUUAAGGACAACAAAGUCAAGGUAUUGGAGUGGCCAUCACAAAGCCCUGACCUUAAUCCUAUAGAACAUUUGUGGGCAGAACUGAAAAAGCGUGUGCGAGCAAGGAUGCCCACAAACCUGAUUCAAUUACAACAGCUCUGUCAUGAGGAAUGGGCCAAAAUUCACCCAACUUAUUGUGGGAAGCUUGUGUAAGGCUACCCGAAACGUUUGACCCAAGUUAAACAAUUUAAAGGCAAUGCUACCAAAUACUAAUUGAGUGUAUGUAAACUUCUGACCCACUGGGAAUGUGAUUAAAUAAAUAAAAGCUUAAAUAAAUAAUUCUCUCUACUAUUAUUCUGACAUUUCACAUUCUUAAAAUAAAGUGGUGAUCCUAACUGACCUAAAACAGGGAAUGUUUACUAGGAUUAAAUGUCAGGAAUUGUGAAAAACUGAGUUUAAAUGUAUUUGGCUAAUGUAAACUUCCGAUUUCAACUGUAUAUUCUUAAAUUACAUUCCUUACUUAGAUUUGUGUGUAUUGGGUAUAUGUUGUGAAAUUGUUAGAUAUUACUUAGAAAUUACUGCACUGUCGGAGCUAGAAGCACAAGCAUUUCACUACACCCGCAAUAACAUCUGCUAAACACGUGUAUGUGACAAAUCAAAUUUGAUUUGAUAUGCAUUUGAUGCAUAUGCUAAAAGGGGAUGCCCGGCAACAUUCUCUAGCGGGUACUGAUAGGCUGAAAGGUUCUAGUGGUAAAGGGUAUCCAUUGACUUGUGUUGUGUUGGUGGUCUUUCCCCAGAGCUAUGUGUGGUUUAACAUCGGUAGUGUGGACUCCUUCGAGAGGAACUUGGAGGCGGCUCAUCACGAGCUGGGCUUGGAGCCCUCUCAUAGGGCAGCUGUCAUGUACAACUCAGAGAGUGAUGGGUGAGUUAAUGCAGGGACACACACACGUUCAUGCCUUAAUAGGGCUAGACUAUUUCUCACUCUGAGAUUUGUUUUGAAGCACACUCAUAAGUCCAAUUUCAUGUACAAGCUGACAUUUUAACUAUGACUGUCACCAUCAUCAUCAUAAUUUGAACUGUGUCUGUCAGAUCAUCAUUUUACAAUUUUCCAUCCUCCUACAGGUCAUUUAUGAUGAGCAUGAUCCCAACCUUGCUGUUGAUUGGUUUCCUGCUUUUCACCUUGCGGCGGGGACCAAUGGGAGGAGGCGUUGGGGGUGGGAGAGGCGGUCCCUUCAGCAUGAGCGAAUCAACAGCAAAGAUGAUGAAGGACAACAUCAACACCAAGUUCAAGGACGUGGCCGGCUGUGAGGAGGCCAAGCUGGAGAUCCUGGAGUUUGUUAACUUCCUGAAGAACCCCCAGCAGUACCUGGACCUGGGGGCUAAGAUCCCAAAGGUAAGGGAUGGGACAACUAGGGCUGGGCGGUAUACCAUAUUUUACUAUAUACCGGUAUUGAUGCACGGACCGGUUUUGGGAUUUUACUUUACCUUCUAUAACGGUAUUUCAAUGUUUGGUUUGUUAAAUGUGAUACGCAACUCUGGCGCGUAUACUGCCAGUUUUAGUCCCCUGUAGCUCAGUUGGUAGAGGAUGGCGCUUGCAACGCCAGGGUUGUGGGUUCGUUUCCCACGGGGGGCCAGUAUAAAAAAUUAAUGCACUCACUGGCUGUAAGUCGAUCUGGAUAAGAGCGUCUGCUAAAUGACAACAUUUUUAGUUAUGCCGCUAACCACACCAAACUCUGCCCCCUGUCACUUAAGGAGAGAGCAGUUGCUCGACCACUGAGUCACGAGCACUUUCUUGCCGUUCACGCUGCAUGGUCAGAUGGAUGCAACAAUGUUGGUGACACGCUGCGUUCCACACACGUUCUAUACAUUAUAUUAGUUUGUGUAUCUUACUGUCUGCAAACUACUAUCUGCUAGUUUGGGUUUUCUUAGCAAGGUGUUGCUAAAAUAAGUUGUGUUAGCCGCUAAUGCUAAUCGCUAGUUAGCUGGCUACCUAGCUUGCUAAAUGUACUAACACAGAUAGAACAAUGAGCCAGAUAUUUCAUCAGAUGUAUAAAUAUGAAGCAUCCAGUUGGCGUUUCCACUCACUACCAAAUAUGGUGAUGAGAGGAAGCCCAGUGGACGGCAGUGGGAGAAGAUGGAGUGAGAUGGACUUUAGCUGACAUUCUGCUAAUUUUCUCAUCUAUGAAACAUUUGAUCUCCAUACAGUUUUCUGUUUCCAAAACUAGAAUCUGUAACAGAGUGGAAUGCUUUUUGUAGACUUUACCUUUUGCCAAAAUUUCUAAACAUUUCAUAGUUUAGGAGGAGUGCGAAUUGAGUUAUCGCACUUCACAGAGUAGGCGUACCCUAACGGAAAUAUGCAAAUAAAUUCUAGAAUGCGCCAAUAGGAUCUUACUAGCUCGUGCUUGGCUCUGCCCACCUCCUUGCAUAUUCUGCCCACUAUGAUUCAUUUGCUCCAAUUGGAAACGACAGGCUCUGGUCUGUCUUGAGUUAGUUAUAUACAUAUUUGGUACUAAGUGUCAGAGUAAACGUAGCUAGCUUACUAAUACUGCCUGGUACCAGUUCUGGUGUAGGCCUUCAAUCGAAAAGCAUGUUUGUGCAAUGGUAUCUUAUCAGAGAGGAAUAGUCGAGGUAUGAAUAUGUAGCCUCGAGGGAGAAAAUGCAGUUUAAUUUUAGAUGAAGUAUGCUGUCAUUUCAUAACCCAUGAGAAAUGAACGUCCCAUUAGACUUGCAUAAAUCAAUGUCAGGUGUUUUAAAUCUCAUGUGUUGUGCUGUGUUUUCUCAGGGUGCUGUGCUCUCUGGACCUCCAGGCACAGGCAAGACCCUGCUGGCCAGGGCCACAGCAGGAGAGGCCAACGUCCCCUUCAUCACUGUCAACGGCUCUGAGUUCCUGGAGAUGUUUGUGGGUGUUGGGCCUGCCAGGGUGAGUUCACACUAGAGCCAGAGGGAACACUUACACAUGACUUCAUCACAUCCAUUUCAAAUCAAAUGAUGUGCAUUUUAGAUCAUAGCUGAAAAAUAGCUAUAUCUACUAGCUAGCUAACCACAGGGAUACAUUUCAAUCCAUUUUACUUGAAGUACAUUGCUUACUGUGAGGAUGUGAAUGAAGCUGUUUUAGAGACGUAGUAUUGAAUGUUUUCCCCCUGUAGGUGAGAGACAUGUUUGCCAUGGCCCGGAAGAACGCCCCCUGUAUCCUAUUUAUAGAUGAGAUAGAUGCUGUGGGCCGCAAGAGGGGCGGGGGGAAUUUUGGGGGCCAGAGCGAGCAGGAGAACACGCUCAACCAGCUGCUAGUAGAGAUGGAUGGUGAGUAUGGUUAAGAUAUGGGUGAAAUUAGAUGGCAAAUGAUCACACUCACUAUCAUAUUUAUGAAAUAAUAACUAUUAUUAUGUGACAUUGUCACUCUAUGAUGUCAUCUGUUAUAAAGCUGUUAUUUUCUGCCAUUACUCUAAAAUGUUUACUCAAUGAACUGUAAUGCAUAUACUGUAAGGGUAAUUCCCUGGUGUUUUUCCUCUAGGGUUCAACACCAGCACUAACGUGGUCAUCCUGGCCGGCACCAAUAGACCAGACAUCUUGGAUCCUGCACUCAUGAGGCCUGGCAGAUUUGACAGGCAGAUUUACAUAGGUAUGGAAUCUUUCAAUUGAACUUGAGCUCAGGCAACAUAGUGUGCUGUGGUAAUUUUUGUGAAAUGUCAACAUACUGCAUAUUGAUAUUCAUAUUGACAAGUACUACCCAUUCGGUAAGACUUUGUAAACCUAAAUAAGGACUUCAUAACACAUUUAUAACCCAUACAUAACAAUUUUCUAAUCAGCGGACUAUAUGAGCAUUUAAUGAAAUUCAAUACAUGUUUCAGGCCCACCUGACAUCAAAGGCAGGGCGUCCAUCUUCAAAGUGCACUUACGGCCCAUCAAACUGGACCCUGCUAUGGACAAAGAUGGACUGGCCAGGAAGAUGGCUGCCGCUACACCAGGCUUCACAGGCAAGUUGAGCUGCUCUGUGUGAGAAGAUGCCAUGUUGAUUAUCUUGUAAAUGUUAGUUAUUUUAAACAUCCUCUCUGUCUUCCUGUCUUCACCAGGAGCCGACAUAGCUAACGUGUGUAACGAGGCUGCCCUCAUUGCUGCUAGACACCUCAACCCACAUGUGGAAGGAAAACACUUUGAGCAGGCCAUCGACAGGGUCAUUGGAGGUGGGUUGUAAUGUCUUCCAGCUCCUUGUAUUAUUAUGUUAUCUCUGCUUUGAGAAUCAGUGUUAAUUAAAUCAACACUAACUAUGACAAUAAAUAUUUGUCAACAACCUAAUUUCCCUGAUGAAAAGUAAUGACGAUAACGAUACGAGAUGCCAUGGAAAAAAACCGAUAACUAACAAAUUUGUUUUCAUUUUAGUUGACAAAAAUGUUUUCGAGAUGAGAAAUCCACUUGAGACUAUUGGACAUUCAAUUUGACAUAAACAUUGAGUCAACGUGGAAACAACGUUUAUUUAACCAGUCUGUGCCCAAUGGGAAGCUCCUUUUCAUCAGUUUAGUCCAAUCAUAAGCAUGCAUGCCAAGUAUUUAAAGCAAUCCUCUCAAUGGCAGAAUUAACGUCUUUCAGUUGUGUGAUCUAAUUGAGCCGAUCUGCCCGGCUCUCCCACACAGCUCCCAGGCGGUCAAUCAGUCACUCGUCAGUCUUUUGAACUGAUGGGCAGCCAGGACACUUCAAUUGUAACUAACUUAAACUAGAAACAAGAAUGUUUACCCUCUCUUACUUUCAUGUAGGCUAUGGAAAAGAAAACAACUAAAUCUAAAAUAGCUGACAAAAUGAUCAGUGUUGUGACUGUCCCAUCUUUAGGACGAGGUGAGGUGUGGAUGGGAAUAGCAGCAGUAUUAUAUCUUCACCAUUCUGUGUCUCUCUGUCUCUUCGUCUCUGUGUGUGUGUGUAGGUCUGGAGAAGAAGACCCAGGUUCUGCAGCCCAAUGAGAAGAAGACUGUAGCGUACCAUGAGGCUGGCCACGCCAUAGUGGGCUGGUUCCUGCAACAUGCCGACCCACUGCUGAAGGUACAGUAACUCCCUCCUUUUAAGGCCCGGUUUUGUUUACCUGGCUGUUUGGUUAGGGGUUGCUAACCAGAUAAAUAUUAUUAUACCUAUAAAUCAUGUUUUUAUGAGCACAUUUGCAUUUGACUUUCAUAGUGCAGUUUAGACACUGUGUGUUGGUGUGAAUAGAGCAGGGUGUUCCAGACUCUGUCUUGGCCCCCCCCUGGGUGCACGUUUUGGUUUUUGCCCAAGCACUACACAGCUGAUUCAAAUAAUCAAAGCUUGAUGAGUUGGUUAUUUGAAUCAGCAGUGUAGUGCUCGGGCAAAAACAAACUCCCAAUGCUGUCCAGUCUCAAAACUGUAAGUCGCUUUGGAUAAAAGCGUCUGCUAAAUGGCAUAUUAUAUAUUAUUAUUAUAAAACGCAUCUUAUACAUCCCAGGCGUGAAAUAGUGUACAAAUCAACCAAGUCCCACUGCAGUACUGUACACAUGAACAUGGUCAUACUGAACAGUUUCUGACAUUGGCUUGCAGACGGGUCAAUGACAGUGUAUGUCACACACCUGGAUCACAGGUUGGAAUAUGGAGAUGUUGAAUGGAUUUGAGUGGGGUUCUAAAAUAAUAACUUUGAUUCUCCUGCAUGGGUUUAUCACAUAUUUAGGUUUCAAAAUUGACAUGGCCCAAAAUGAGUAUGUUUGUCUUCUCAAUUGCAUAAAUCAGUUAUUGUCGCGUGCACAUACAUUACAUGACCAGAAGUAUGUGGACACCUGCUCGUCGAACAUCUCAUUUCAAAAUCAUGGGCAUUAAUAUGGAGUUGGUCCCCCUUUGCUGCUAUAACAGCCUUCACUCUUCUGGGAAGGCUUUCUGCUAGAUGUUGGAACAUUGCUCCGGGGACAUGCUUCCAUUCAGCCACAAGAGCAUUAGUGAGGUCGGUCACUGAUGUUGGGCGAUUAGGCCUGGCUCGCAGUCUGCGUUCCAAUUCAUCCCAAAGGUGUUCGAUGGGGUUGAGGUCAGGGAUCUCUGCAGGCCAGUCAAGUUCUUCCACACCGAUCUCAACAAACCAUUUCUGUAUGGACCUCGCUUUGUGCACAGGGAGCAUUGUCAUGCUGAAACAAUAAAGGGCCUUCCCCAAUCUGUUGCCACAAAGUUGGAAGCACAGAAUCGUCUAAAAUGUCAUUGUAUGCUGUAGCAUUAAGAUUUCCCUUCACUGGAACUAAGGGGCCUAGCCCGAACCAUGAAAAACAGCCACAGACCAUUAUUCCUCCUCCACCAAACUUUACAGUUGGCCCUAUGCAUUGGGGCAGGUAGCGUUCUCCUGGCAUCCGCCAAACCCAGAUUAGUCUGUCGGACUGCCAGAUGGUGAAGCGUGAUUCAUCACUCCAGAGAACGUGUUUCCACUGCUCCAGAGUCCAAUGGCGGCGAGCUUUACACCACUCCAGCCGAUGCUUGGCAUUGUACAUGGUAAUCUUAUGCUUGUGUGCGGCUGCUCGGCCAUGGAAACCCAUUUCAUGAAGCUCCCGACGAACAGCUCUUGUGCUGACGUUGCUUCCAGAGGCAGUUUGGAACUCGAUAGUGAGUGUUGUAACCGAGGACAGGUGAUUUUUACGCGCUUCAGUGCUCGGUGGACCCGUUCUGUGAGCUUGUGGAGCCUACCACUUCACUGCCAAUGUUUGUCUAUGGAGAUUGCAUGGCUGUGUGCUCGAUUUUACACACCCGUCAGCAACGCGUGUGGCUGAAAUAGCCGCGUCCACUAAUUUGAAGGGGUGUCCACAUACUUUUGUGUAUAUAGUUUAUUUUGCAGAUGUUAUCGCAGGUGCAGCGAAAUGCUUAUUUAUUUUAGCUCCAACAGUGCAGUAUACCAAGCAAUAUAAAACAAUACACACAAAUCCCCAAAAUAAAAAUUAAGACAUUAAGAAAUAUCUGAACGAAUGUUUGAACUCUGACCUCCACAUGAAACAACUGGAAUCAAUAGGAGACCUGUGAGACUUGUUAGAAGUCAUUAUACUGUAUAACUAUGAGUCUGAAGAGCAAACUAGAUCCCCCUGACGGGUAGCAGUCUGCAGGCAGAGCGGUCUCUUUGUGUGGACGUUAAGGCUUACGUCAUGUCAUGAGGUGCUUUAUGGCCCAAUUCAAUCAAACAUCCAUUCUGCAGUUGAAAAAUCACGUUCUGUAGGUUCAGCUCCAUGUUUUUCUCUCUGCAAUGAGGGUCUCUUGCAGAGUGAGUUUGAUGCAAGUGUUGGGCUAUGAUUUGAUGUGAUUUAUUUGACAAUUUUAAAAACACAAUUCAACCGUACGUGUUGAUACAAUGAGAUUAAAAUAUGUGGCAUGUGUGAUCUAGAAAGAGCAGGAUUUAUAAAGUUGCUUUUCUUUCACUAUUCUAAUACCAUGUGUCCCUCUUCUCUCCCCCUAGGUGUCCAUCAUCCCCAGAGGGAAGGGGUUAGGCUACGCCCAGUACCUUCCCAAGGAGCAGUACCUGUACACGCGGGAACAGCUUUUUGACAGGAUGUGUAUGAUGCUGGGUGGACGUGUGGCUGAACAGGUGUUCUUUGGGAAAAUCACCACAGGAGCACAGGACGACCUGAAGAAGAUCACCCAGUCAGCCUACGCACAGGUAGCCUACUGUAUGGUAUUCAGAGGAAAGUUAAAGCGCUGCACUUAACACUUUAAUUGAUGGCUAAGCUAACGUUUCAGCCUCACAGCCUUCGUCAGAGAUUUCAGAAUGAAUCACCAGAGCUUUUAAAAUGAAUCCCCAGUUACAAUCAGAAAACAAAGCAGUGGUUAAAUAAAGCUAUGGUUACUAUUCAACAAUGUUGAUAGGAAUUUGUCUUGGAAAAUGUUACUGUCUAUUAUAAACUGGGUGGUCGAGCCCUGAAUGCUGAUAAAUGACAAAACAUUUAUUUGUACUGCUCUAAUUAUGUUGGUAACCAGUUUAUAAUAGCAAUAAGGCACCUCGGGGGUUUGUGGUAUAUGGCCAAUAUACCACGGCUAAGGGCUGUGUCCAGGCACUCCGCGUUGCGUCGUACAUAAGAACAGACCUUAGCCGUGGUAUAUUGGCCAUAUAUCACAACCCCUCGGGUCUUAUUGCUUAAUUAUCUCACAGUACCUGUUGGAUUUAUAAUCCCCACAUCUCUUCUUGUCUCCAGAUAGUGCAGUUUGGGAUGAGUGAGAAGGUAGGCCAGGUGUCUUUUGACCUUCCUCGGCAAGGGGAGAUGGUGAUGGAGAAGCCUUACAGCGAGGCCACUGCAGAGCUCAUAGACCAGGAGGUCAGAGACCUGGUGGACAGCGCCUACCAGAGGACCAUGGAGCUGAUUGUGGACAAGAGAGAGUGUGUGGACAUGGUGAGAAUUGCAUUGACCUACAUGAACAUCACGUAGUUCUAAGGUUUUCAGAGUGCUGUCGUCAUGUCAUGCGCUCUUGUCAAGGGCACAUCCGUCUAGAUUUUUAUUUUCUUGCUGAGCUUAAAGAUGGAAUCCGCAGUAGGGGGAAAAAGUUGUUUCUGAGCUGAGGAGCGUCGUGCAACAUGGUACAAAAUUGCAGUACAUAUUGUGCUCUUCUAUCGCGCGUGCAAUGAUGUCUGAUGGGAAAAAAUUGUGUUUGUUGCAGUAACUUCUUUGUUGUGGUAAUAUCUCAAAUGGACGUGGCUGUAUCACCCUUAAGGAUUCCAGCUUUAAUAUCAAACAUAAACCUAGUAGUCCCUAGAGCUGCUGUCUGGCUCUUUCUCAUGUCCAUCCUGAUGUGUCAUGAAUAUCACUGGGACCCCACCGUUCAUCUCUCCUCUCCCCAGGUGGGGAAGCGUCUCCUGGAGAAGGAGGUCCUGGACAAGGCCGACAUGUUGGAGCUGCUGGGGCCACGGCCGUUUGAGGAGAAGUCAACCUAUGAGCAGUUUGUGGAGGGGACAGGCAGCUUUGAAGAGGACACCAGCCUCCCAGAGGGCCUGAAGGACUGGAACCAGGAGAGAGGGGACCUAGCUGAGGAGCUGGACACAGCCAAGGAGAAACAGGCCCAAUAAGCAGGACACAGUGACAGGCAACCUCCUAACCUAACCCCUGUCUUAGCAACACACACCACACCAGUCAUGUAGCCUAGGCAGAGAGGAGGGUUGGGUGACUUAGCAUAGUACACUGCCUCCCGGACAUAUUUAUCUGAGUGCAAAACAAACUUUUAAACAGAAUGCAAAUCUUUCAAUGCCUUAUUAUUGGUCAAAUUGGGGGUGAGCCUCAAGGCUAAAUGUAAUGGACAGUGGACACAUUGUGAUGGAGAGAUUUUAUAUUUUCAUGAGUUGCAUGUUGUUUUCUCUUUCUCCACAUAAAUACGUUUGUCAAAACUGAAUAAUGUACAUUUGCCUCAUAAGACCAGAUUGUGUUUUGAUAUGUUCAGCUAUUUAUUUCAAUAAAAGGGGCUUCUUCCCAACUAUUUAUUUCCCUCCCUCAAAUGAAUGCUACAUUUCAAAACGUGUCGUUCAUCUCUAUAUACCAAUGACAUAAAGGUACUGGUUAUGAACAAUGUUCAUAUCCUAAUUUAUCAAUAUGCUACUGGCAGAAAGACAGAAAUAUACUCCCCUAGAUGUGUUGAAAUGUGCACUGCCUCUUCCAUCUCUCAGGCUUGCACUGGUAAUUUGUGAUUAUGUCUUCACACUACAACUGUAUAGUGUGUGUGUUAAGCCCAGUUUAUACCUGAUGGAAUCCUUUGGUUCCUUUGUCCUGAUCUUGUCUACAUUCUGAUUGGCCCACAUUUCCAGAAAUGUGUCUACACAUGGUAUUAAAAUGGCUGUUAUGCGUCC